Stegodyphus dumicola is the source of this 441-nucleotide messenger RNA. Its product is annotated as tigger transposable element-derived protein 6-like. The record is from RefSeq and is a predicted model, not a curated record. NCBI's taxonomy places the organism in Eukaryota, Metazoa, Arthropoda, Arachnida, Araneae, Eresidae.
AUGGAAUUCCUAAAAAUAGUUUUAUCGACGAUUUUAAAGGCAAGAGAGAAGAUCUUUGGAGCUAAAAACGGAAACGAUGAAUGUGGACCCUCCUCUCGAAAAUAUUUUCGAGAAUCAAAACACCCAAAUUUGGAAAGGGCUUUGCUUGUUUGGUUUCGAAAGAUGAGAAGCUUAAACAUUCCAAUUGAUGGAAAUGUACUUAAAGAACAAGCACACUUUUUUGCUUCCAAAUUAAACAUCAAAGAUUUUAAAGCAUCGGAUGGUUGGUUACAGAAAUUUAAAUUUCGGAAUGGUUUGAGUUUCCGGAAAGUGUGUGGUGAAAGUGCAGCAGUAGACACGUCAUCAGCAAAUGAAUGGAAAGAAGAAAAGUUGAUAUUGCUUCUUUCUGAAUACGCUGCAGAUGACGUUUUUAAUGCGGACGAAACGGCUUUGUUUUUUUAA